CUAUAUUCAUAUUUCAUUCAGUAACAUGACGAUCGUUAAACGGAGUGGACGCGUCGGUUGAGCGCAGCUGUGAGAGAAAGUUUCGCCGAUUGUUCUAAAUAACGAUCUAACAAUUUUCACUUAGUAUACGAGCUACUACAAUUUAUUAUAUUAGAAAGUUGUAAAGUGCAAAAAUGGAUUUGAAACCAAAGGAGUUUGUGGAUCAACUCCUAAGCAAGGAGGCACACGAGGAGCCCUCGGACAGAGUCAAACCCGAUGAGCUGGUUAUGGAACUGCCCGAAUGGUACGACGAGAAGAAAUUUAACAGGGCGCGUAAGUUCUACGAUGAGAACUCCUUCACGCUGACCUCGUCGAUGCUGAUGGGGCUGGUGGCGGUGUUCGCGAUCCCGUCCAUCCUGCGAGUGCUGGUGGGCACGCGCCGGUCCAACUCCGUGUUCACUGCCUACCGUCGGUACCUGUCUACCUUACUGCACACCGUAACCUGGUUCGAGCAUGAGUUGAAGCCUGGUACCACAUCAUGGAAAUCCCUCUACACCGUUCGGAGCAGGCAUGCACGAGCCACGUUAGCAUCUAAGGCUAAGGGAAUCGGCAUCGUCUCACAAAGAGAUGUGGCUUUAACGCAGUUUGGCUUCGUAGGCUUUUCGAUGCUGCGCCCAGAUUUAUUCGCCGUCAGACAACUUGAGGAAGGAGAUUGGGACGCCUACAACCACUUCUGGCGAGUUAUCGGACAUAUGAUCGGACUUCAAGACAGGUACAACAUAUGCCGUAGUACCAUAGAGGAGACACGGGAAGUUCUCGAAUUGCUUUUAGAAAGAGUGUUCACGCCUUGUCUGGAGAAUGUUCCAGAAUAUUUCGAGCAUAUGGCACGAGUUAUGCUUGACGGCAUGUGGUCCGUUAACCCCACAGUUGAUAUAGAAGCUAACAUCUACUGGUGCAGAUAUCUAGCCAGAGUUCCAGGGUACAUUUACAAUGAAAGAGACAGGAUAGAACUUCAGACAAGAUUGAAGAAACAUUUAAAUGGAAAGCCGCUGACUACUGGUGUCGAUUCGUCCGAGUUAUUAUCAAAACCAGCUCUCGAUGGCCUUCCUAGCACGCCGCCGAGAUUGUUAUACUACAACGACUACAACACUAUAGAAACAGCGCCCGCGUACAAACGCUUGUCUUUGAAAUCGAGGUACAAAUUAGUACUCUUCAAUUUGUAUCUCAACCUGUACUCUUCGUAUCUCGGCCGGCUUUACUUCAACUGGCAUUUUAAAUUUAGUAUCUACCUCAUGAGAUACUUCCCUUACGUGGCCUUCUUUAGGUUUGGAGUAAAGGCUUCCUUGGUCAAUAUAUUUGCUGAAGACCCCGCUGAUGAUACCAAGCCGUUGGUUAAUGCAGAGUAUUAUAAACCGCAGGAACCUAUGCCGUGGUAUAAAGAAUGGUUGAGUAUAAUUUGGUAAUAUAUAGACAAAAAUACUUUACUAAUUCAUACCUAAAUGAAAUCAGUGUUACUUUUGUACAUUUUUUUGUACAUUGAGUAGGAAAAUGAACUUAAUGGUAUUAUAACAAUAAACAAUUGUAUUUAUAUGUAAAGUCAACCACCAAAAUAGCUGAUAUACUUACUUGAUACAAAGUUUCAAUUCAAUAAUCGUUUAUUCUUUAAAAUGUUCUUUAAUAAAAUUAACUUCAAACGGUUGACUUUAUUUUAAAUAUAAAAAAUAUAUAAAUGUCGGUUUAGGUUAAUCUUUAAAAUUGUUCAGCAACUUUUGUAAUUGACUGAAAUUUCAAAAUUGUAUAUUGUAUAUUAAGUAUGUAUAAAAUUCCAGUGCUAAUUUUUAUUUUCUGUUGGACGACAAAGUAAGUAUAGAAAGUUAGAGUGCCUAAUUAUAACCAAAGCAAAAUGUACAUUUUGCAGGAAUUUACGUGUAUUUGAUAAUAGUAGGUAACAUUUUGUUAAAACUUUAGCUGUAAGUGAUGUUUUUACGAAAAAACGUGACAUUCUGUAAAAAAGGAAUAAAAUACAAUGUUUUUGUAUAGAACUACUAACGUUUAUUGUUUUCGAUAAACAAAAAAAUUUAAAAAAUCGUGACUCGAUUGCCACCGAGGCGAAGUUAUAUUGCGAGUUGAGAUACGACUGCAGAGCUGUGGGUUCGACCCCAGUCGGUAAAUUAAUUUAGUUUGUCUGUAAAGUGUCAGCUUGGGGCCUGGAAUUGUGCCCGAUAAGCUUAGGACUUAUCAAAGCUGGUGAUAUUCGGAUUUAACACCUCUCAGCCUGUUGUAAUGUUCUUUGUCUCAGCCUGUCCAUGUAAAGGAAAAGCGCUAGAGUAGGUAUAUGUAAAUAUAUAUUGUCACUCUUGGCAGACAUCCGAAACAUUUUGACGUCUCCAUUAUUCUCGUUCAGGCUUAAAAUAUUCAAAAUACUUAAGUUUAUCGCUAUAACUAAAUUACAGCCAUGAUGCGUUGUAAUAUUUAUGUAAAACAUUGAACAUUGUUAUUAUCCUGCGAGCGAAAAUAUCAAAAUCUAGAACUUUCUGUGCUAAAUAAUUACCAUAUAGAAAUAAUCGCACCCAUUAGUAUUAUGACAAGUAUCUAUUAAAGUAAUCAUCUUUACUGUAUAAUUAUCUUUCAAUAUUUUAAGAAGGAUUUACAUGAAAUGAAAAUGGAACAAUUUAUAUUUACCUAUCUGAAGCUACUUAACCCGUUCUGAAAUUCGUGCACUAAAACUUUAUCUGCAUAAUUCUGAUUAAUAUAUCAUAAAUCAUGAUUGUACCAAAUAAUUAAUGUAUUUAAGUAAAACGAAAACAUCUCUGAUAACACAGACACAUACCUCAUAGUCAUUAAAUAAUAAUAAUAUGUAUCAGUAAUCAUUAUUUACUACUUAAUACUUUAAGCAAUUACAUAAAAUAAUUUGGUAUUAUGCACGAUGACGAUAUUUAGUCAGUUCAUAUCAAGGAUAUUGAUCAGAUGUUUUGGCGCGAGAGAAAAACAGGAGAGUUGAGGCAACAGGUGUAUAGAUGUCUACUCUAGAGUGCCUUGUCCAUUAUCAAUGUAUAUAAUAUGCAGGGUUAAUUUUGAAAAUCCAAAAUUAUGAGGAAUAGGGAGAAAUAAAAAAAAUAUAUUGAUACAAAUAGAACUAAUUAACGAAACGUUGAAUAAAUCAUUCGCGUUAAUUUUAAUCAUUUCACGUUUUAUUUAAAUUUGAACAUGGUUUUCUUUUACUAUCGCUCAGGGACACUACUAUAGAAUUUCAUAAUCCAGUAUCGUAAUACCCUGCAUUUCGAUGUAUAAAAUUAAAUUUAUUGCUUAUUUUAGAUUAUAGGCUCAGUUCCUCUGGAAAUAUUGAUAAAAAUCCAAUGAUAGUUUUACUUUUCAUUAAAUUCUGACUGAGAUAUAUUGUUCGGUAUUCCACUGCGCUCGCCAUCCUGAGACGUGAGAUGUUAAGUCUUAAAAUGUUAAGUCUCAUAUGUGAGAGUCCGCCUGGGUAGGUACCACCGCAAUGUCUAUUUCUGCCGCUAAGCAGCAGUGUGUAGUCACUGUUGUGUUCUGAUUUGAAGGACGUUGUAGCCAGUGUAACUACUGGACACAGUAAGACUUAACACCUCACGUCUUAGGAUUUCGAGCGCAGAAGAAUACCUACCAAACGUUACUUUGUAAUUCAAGGUGUUGGAUAGUGUUUCUUCUGCUUAUGGGCGGUUGUACGCUUACCAUCCAGCGAACGGUAAGCUCGUCUUGUAAUAUAAAGAAAUAAUAAUAAACAAAAAAUGAAGUCUUGUGGAUUUUCAUAUAGACAACUAUAAAUAUAGAAUUUUCGAAUAAUUUUGAAAAAGUUCCAUCCCAUUUUCAUUUCGCGCGGAUUAUACACGACAUAAAAAUAUUGGACGGCUUUGCUAUGUUGCGUAGUUUUAGGUACUACUUACUUACAGGCUUUUACGGAUACAGGUACUGAACCACGGCGGCAAAAACUGUCUAAUGAAAACAAAUUCUAUUGAGGAUGAACGAAAGCAUGACUUAUUAUUUCUCAAUAAAAUGUUGAUUGGGAUGUUCUUCUGCUCGUGGUUAUAAAAUUCUAAUUUAUUUUAAUGUUAUUGUUAUUCUGAAGGCGUAACGGUUUAGACUACUUAUAAUACUGCAUUAAGACCAAACCUAUAAGUUUUACACGAUAAUGAGGAUUAUUUUACUAGAAAACAAUUAAAUGGUUUUCCAUUAUUA
This is a messenger RNA of Manduca sexta (tobacco hornworm), 4191 nucleotides long. RefSeq lists its product as uncharacterized. Bases 174 to 1442 code for a protein of 422 amino acids. Gene Ontology annotation, molecular function: oxidoreductase activity. The transcript has 6 exons. Lineage: Eukaryota; Metazoa; Arthropoda; Insecta; Lepidoptera; Sphingidae. The record is from RefSeq and is a predicted model, not a curated record.